Molecule: messenger RNA, 1443 nt
Organism: Coffea arabica (coffee)
Lineage: Eukaryota; Viridiplantae; Streptophyta; Magnoliopsida; Gentianales; Rubiaceae
Product: putative late blight resistance protein homolog R1B-16
Source: RefSeq, a predicted model, not a curated record
AUGGACAUAAUAAAGUUGAGUUACAGAAACUUACCUGAUUAUCUGAAACCAUCCUUUCUUUACUUCGGUGCAUUUCCAGUAGGCCAGGAGAUUCCUUUUGGGAAGCUGAUGAGAUUAUGGAUCGCCGAAGGAUUUGUUCAACUAAGUGAUGGAAAGAGCUUAGAAGAUGUGGCCGGGGACUACAUCAAUGAUCUGAUUGGCAGAAGCUUGGUUAUGAUCUCCAAAGAAAGAUCCUUAGGAGGCAUUAAAGCCUGUUGUGUUCAUGAUCUGUUGCAUGAGUUUUGUGUGGUAACAGCGAAAAAGGAGAAAUUUUUGUCUUUGGUAAGUGGGUAUGAUGAGCUUCUCACCUUCAAUGGGCAGUGUAAUCAGCAAUGGUUGUGCGUGUAUUCUCUCCAAGAACAUUUUGAGAGGUCAAGGAUAUUUUGUCCCAGUGUACGUUCUAUACUAUUCUUUCCUCUUGAUAAUGCGUAUGGACCGAAGCAUUGUCGUCUCUUAUUCAAUCUGUGCAUCUUCAAACUUCUUAAUGUGUUGAAUUUGGAGCAAAUCCGUCUAGGAUUUUGCUUUCCAAGUGAAACGCUAUUGCUUGUUGAGUUGAGGUACUUGGCAGCUCAGGGUGAAUUCGAUUCGAUCCCAUCAUCAAUAUCCAACCUCUCAAAUUUAGAAACUCUUCUUGUCAAAAGUCAUAGUACAGCUGUAUUGCCAGAUACUAUCUGGAAUAUGCAGAAAUUAAGACAUCUGCAUGGUGGUUUUAGCUUGCUUGGGUCUAGUUUGGCCACAGAAAACCUUGAAAUGUCCUCUGUCUUACACAAUUUAGAGACCUUUUCUGUGCUUAGCCUUUCUUCUGGGCAAAGCAUUGAAAAGAUACUGAGGAAGUUGCCAAACAUCCGCAGACUAAAAUGCACACUCUUUGAAUCAGGGAAAUCUACUGGGGAUUGCAACAGGACCGUGGCAGUGCAGUUUUUGAGUCGACUACAAUCACUCCACCUGUCCUCAUCAUUUGGAAGAGUAAAGUAUCAUAGCGAGCUUCAUUUUCCCUCGAACCUAAGGAAGCUGUCUCUGUCAUACUUGCAUUCGAGUAUAAUUCCAGAACUGAGAGAUCUACCCAAUCUUGAGGUACUCAAACUACUUUCCAUCCACUGUGAGGAGAAUACUUGGGACAUGGAAGAAGAAUGGGAACUCCCAAAACUCAGAUUCUUGAAGUUAGGCUCCUUGGACAUUGUGAGAUGGACCAGCACGAGCGAUCAUUUCCCCUGUCUUGAGAAAUUAGUGCUGCAGGAAUGUCGCAAACUAGAAGAGAUCCCUUCUUGCUUAGAGGUUAUUGAACAUCUAGGAAUGAUUGAGGUGCGUGACUGCCCAGUCUUGGAUAGAAGUUUACUUUUGAAGAUUGAGGAGGAACAGAACAGCUCAGGAAAUUAUGAUUUCAAGAUCUUUAUCUUCCAGUGA